CAUGGUUACCGGGCGGGGCGCGGCGGGAGCGCGCCCCGGAAGCGGAGCCAUGGCGGCGGCGGCGGGGGCAGCGCUGCUGGUGAUGCUGAUGGCGGCGGCGCUGGCGAGGGGCGACGACUCGGACUGGGUGCGGCUGCCCAGCAAGUGCGAGGUGUGCAAGUACGUGGCUGUGGAGCUGAAAUCCGCUUUUGAGGAGACUGGCAAGACCAAGGAGGUGAUUGACACCAAGUACGGCUUCCUGGACGGGAAGGGCUCUGCCGUCAAGUACACCCAGUCGGACAUACGGUUAAUCGAGGUGACAGAGAACAUCUGCAAGCGGCUGUUGGAUUACAACCUGCACAAGGAGAGGAGUGGCAGUAACAGAUUCGCGAAGGGCAUGUCGGAGACGUUCGAGACCCUGCACAACCUGGUGCACAAGGGCGUCAAGGUGGUGAUGGACAUCCCCUACGAGCUGUGGAACGAGACCUCCGCUGAGGUGGCUGACCUCAAAAAGCAGUGUGACGUGCUGGUGGAGGAGUAUGAAGAUGUGAUCGAGGACUGGUACAGGCAUCACCAGAUGGAGGAUCUCUCCCAGUUUCUCUGCGCCAACCAUGUGCUAAAAGGAAAGGACACAAGCUGCCUGGCAGAGAAGUGGACUGGCAAGAAGGGUGACUUGGCAAGCGUGGGGGAGAAGCAGAGCAAAAAAAAGAGUGGGAAGAAGAAGAAAAAGGACCAGAAGGAUGAGAGCGCGGGAGCUGCCAGCCUCCUGGACACAGGGGAGGCCUUGGAGGAGGGGGUCCAAGAGAAGGCUCCGCUCACCCACAGCCCGGCUGAUGAGUUGUAGACACACAGCCCCAGCCGCCGGGGCUGCCCGCUCCGGGGUUUCAACCUGCUGUGCCUGUGGGUACCAAAGGAAAAGGGACUUGUAACCCGGGGGAGACCAGAGCGCCCGGCUCUGCCUUGUCGGCCUGGGUGCCAUGCUGCGAUUAGGUGUCACGGAGCCGCGGACUCAGCCCUGUUGUGCCUCCCUGCCGGGGGCUUCAGCUCCGGGAGGCCGCGAGUGCUGCCCCGGCGCCGUCUCUUCGCACCCAGCCGAGACUGUAAAUAAAGACGUUUUCCCC
Empidonax traillii (willow flycatcher) is the source of this 1100-nucleotide messenger RNA. RefSeq names its product canopy FGF signaling regulator 3 (gene CNPY3). Gene Ontology annotation, cellular component: endomembrane system. The transcript has 6 exons. Gene Ontology annotation, molecular function: signaling receptor binding. NCBI's taxonomy places the organism in Eukaryota, Metazoa, Chordata, Aves, Passeriformes, Tyrannidae. The record is from RefSeq and is a predicted model, not a curated record. Bases 2 to 823 code for a protein of 273 amino acids.